AUGGAGAUUGAGGAUCCUUUGAAGAGGAAAGAAACAGAAAAAAUAGAAGAAGCACAACAAAACACAGCGCUAGAUGAAAUUACAUCGGACGACUGCACCGAUUCAUCAUCUGGGUACUUCAAAAACAAACUCAAGCCAUACUGGAGAGGAAGAGUGCACAGGAUAGCCUUCUACACCACUCUCUGUCUCUAUGUCAUUUUGAUGUUUACGCUGUCCAUUAGUAAAAUAUAUUUGUCAAUCUAUUUUGCAUCUCAGCUAAUUUUGUACGGAGUAAGCAGCACGUACCACAUGAGCAAUUGGAAAACCAGAAGAGCAGAAAAGUUUUUCCAAAAGCUGGACCACUCUUCGAUCUUUUUGCUGAUAUCAGGAACACAGACAUGUGUUGUAGUUGCACUGAACGAGCUGUACAAGACAACAGCCACAAACCUACUCAAGUGGCUCCCGGUAACGUAUCUAUUGGCCGUAAUUGGAAUUCUGAAAGUUUUUCUCAUACAAACUGUUCCGCGCUACAUCAAUGUCAUAUACUACAUAGUGCACGGUGUGUCAGUUGCUAUGUUCAUUCCUUCUGUAUACAUAAUAAAGGAAAGGUUUCUAGGGCUUCUCUGUGCGAUGGGUGGCCUUGUCUACAUAGUUGGAGGCGUAGUGUAUGGAGUUAGAAAGCCCGAUCCCUGGCCAUUGAUAUUUGGAUACCACGAAGUGUUCCAUGUUUUAACGGUCGUUGCUAACCUGCUUUUUUUGGCAACUAUAAUAUGGGCGGACUACAAAGUGUUGUACAUCAAGUGA
Messenger RNA from Nematocida minor, 783 nucleotides. RefSeq names its product hemolysin III. The transcript has a single exon. The coding region runs from base 1 to 783 and encodes 260 amino acids. Lineage: Eukaryota; Fungi; Microsporidia. Gene Ontology annotation, cellular component: membrane. The record is from RefSeq and is a predicted model, not a curated record.